Lathyrus sativus (Indian pea) is the source of this 1110-nucleotide messenger RNA. The record is from the annotation of a GenBank genome assembly. NCBI's taxonomy places the organism in Eukaryota, Viridiplantae, Streptophyta, Magnoliopsida, Fabales, Fabaceae.
AUGGCUGCAAAGAAAGCCAUUGAAACAUUCUCAAAAAGAUUGAUUGAAGAUGUGCAUAAAUGGGGUUGUUUCAAACAAACUGGUGUGAGUCUAAGGUACAUGAUGGAGUUUGGUUCAAAUCCUAGUGACAAGAAUUUGCUGAUUUCUGCACAGUUUCUUCAUAAGGAGCUUGCCAUUAGGAUUGCUAGAAGAGCUAUUGAACUUGAAAAUCUUCCUUGUGGUUUGUCACAUAAACCUGCUAUUUUGAAGGUUAGGGAUUGGUAUUGGGAUUCCUUUCGCGAUAUUCGAUCCUUCUCCGAGAUCAAGAAUAUGAAUGAUGAAAAAGAGUUCACGGAAGUGAUAAAGGCCAUAAAAGUGAGACACAACAAUGUGGUGCCUACAAUGGCCUUAGGUGUUCAGCAAUUGAAGAAAGAUUUAAAUCCAAAGAUUUAUAACGACGAUAUCGUCGAGAUUCAUCAGUUCCUUGAUCGUUUUUACAUGUCGCGAAUUGGAAUCCGAAUGCUUAUAGGGCAGCAUGUCGAGUUGCACAAUCCUCAUCCUCAUCCUCAUGUCGUUGGUUAUAUAGACACAAGAAUGUCUCCUGUGGAAGUAGCGAGGAAUGCUAGUGACGAUGCACGCGCUUUAUGUUGUCGUCAAUAUGGAAGUGCUCCUGAUGUUCAUAUUUACGGCGAUCCUGAUUUUACUUUUCCGUAUGUUCCAGCUCACUUGCAUCUUAUGGUGUUCGAGUUGGUUAAGAACUCGCUGCGUGCCGUCGAAGAGCGUUACAUGAAUUCCGACAAAGUUUCACCUCCCAUAAGAAUAAUAGUUGCUGAUGGGUUAGAGGAUGUUACCAUAAAGAUCUCGGACGAGGGAGGUGGAAUACCGAGAAGCGGUCUGCGAAAGAUUUUUACAUAUCUGUAUAGUACUGCUAGAAAUCCAUUGGAUGAGCAUACAGAUCUUGGAGUAGGUGAUAAUGUCACAAUGGCUGGAUAUGGAUUCGGUCUUCCUAUUAGUCGGCUGUAUGCUCGGUAUUUUGGCGGCGAUCUUCAAAUUAUCUCUAUGGAAGGAUAUGGGACUGAUGCAUAUCUACAUCUAUCUCGUUUGGGAGAUUCACAAGAACCUUUGCCUUGA